Messenger RNA from Ostrea edulis (European flat oyster), 1851 nucleotides. RefSeq names its product cytochrome P450 2B4-like. The record is from RefSeq and is a predicted model, not a curated record. Gene Ontology annotation, cellular component: intracellular membrane-bounded organelle; cytoplasm. The transcript has 8 exons. Bases 122 to 1618 code for a protein of 498 amino acids. Gene Ontology annotation, biological process: xenobiotic metabolic process. Gene Ontology annotation, molecular function: iron ion binding; oxidoreductase activity, acting on paired donors, with incorporation or reduction of molecular oxygen, reduced flavin or flavoprotein as one donor, and incorporation of one atom of oxygen; heme binding. NCBI's taxonomy places the organism in Eukaryota, Metazoa, Mollusca, Bivalvia, Ostreida, Ostreidae.
UUUCAAUAACCCCCAGCGGACAGGAACGUUCUACUUAGUCACCCACAUUUUGUUAAAGUAUAAAAGCAGGCGGAUGUGUUCACCAAUGCGUUAAUAUUGUCUCGCGUACUGAGCGUCAAACAUGGCUUCAAUACCUGGUUUUAUUGGACACAUUGACCUGACAACACUUCUUGUAUUUGUGCUGGUGUUUCUGUUGGGUCUCUGUGUGAUUAAAACCCCAAGGUCCUCCAUUCCUGGACCAUUUGCCUUGCCGUUCAUCGGAAAUGCGUUGUUGUUCCUUCGAAUGGGCAAAAAGCGUCAUAUAGGGUUCAUGGAUUUACGUGAGAAAUAUGGAGAUGUGUUUCGUGUAUAUGUUGGUAAACAUCUGAUGGUCAUUAUCAGUGGAUAUGACAAUAUAUAUGAAGCCUUCGUUAAACAUGGAGCUCAGAUGAGUAGCCGCCCGGAGUGGAUAUUAACUACAACAAAAACCAAAGAUGGAAUAAUUGAGCCGGGAGUACUCUUGUCAAGUGGCGACAUCUGGAGGCAAAAUCGUCGCUUUGUUAUGCACACUAUGCGGGAUUUUGGUAUGGGGAAAACUUCCCUUGAUGACGUGAUUUUAGACGAAUCCAGACUGUUAUGUGCGGAUAUAGCGUCAGCAAAAGGACAGCCAAUAACAAAUUUGAAAAGCUUUCUUACCGCUUCAGUCAGUAACAUCAUACAUAAUAUGAUUUUCGGUUUUAGAUAUGCACAUGAUGACGAACAGUUUCUCUCAGUAUUGAAAGCCAUUGAUAAUCUUCUCAAAGGUCCGGGACCGGCCUUGCAAGUAUUACCCAGAUUCGUGCAAAACGUCAUCGGAACUAAUGUGCAAGAACAAUUGAGAGCAAGGGAUUUCAUUUUUGAAUACCUCACAAAACAGAUAGAGGAACACGAAAAAACGAUCGAUGAAAACAACAUCAGAGAUCUACUGGACCAGAAGAUACUGUCUUUUUCACGUGACGAAACAAUUCAGGAAAAAAUUCGUCAUACCGUCCGGAUUGUAAUAGACCUGUUCGUUGCUGGAACAGAGACAACUGCCUCAACGUUAGACUGGGCUCUUCUUUACAUGAUCGAAUACUCUGAUGUACAGGAAAAAUGUUUUCACCAAAUAGAGAAGGAGGUCGGCUUGAAUAGAGAGGUACGUAUGAGUGACAAACCCCGGCUACCAUAUGUGGAGGCCACGAUAUUAGAAGUACAGCGACUAUCAAACAUAUUGGAUAUGUCAUUACCACAUGCGUCAACAGAGGAGGUGACAAUUGCGGGUCACGUGAUACCGAAGGAUACAAUUGUGAUGGGACAUCUCAAAUCGGCUAAUAUGGAUCCCGCCCACUUUCCACAGCCUAAGGAGUUCAGACCGCAAAGGUUUAUAGAUGACGUCACAGGGAAGAUAACCAAUAAGGAUCGCCUUAUUCCUUUCUCCAUCGGACCCCGAGUUUGUGCUGGAGAGGCUCUUGCAAAAUCAGAACUCUUUCUAAUGUUCACUAAUUUGAUCCAGAAGUUCAAAUUCUCCAAGACGUCUGAAGAUGUUCUGAGUUUCGAUGGAUUUACCGGAGCUACAACUUCGACAGAACCGUUCGCAUUGAAGGCAGAACCCCGAUUUUAAUCGAAAGUUUAUCAACCGACAGAAGAAAAAGAACGUUAUUUUUGUAAAUUAAAUAUCUGAAAGUGUUAGAAUGUAUAAGAAUAAAUGUGACUGUUUAGAUAUAAAAUUGGUAGAUCUAUAUGCAUGUAAGAUAUAGUGUGUUUGUUUAAAGAGGAUUGUAUAAGAUUUGUGAAAAAUCUAAAAUAGCAAUUUUAAGAUAAUCUAUAUUUGUUAAUAAAAUUGAUAUUUGCAAA